This is a messenger RNA of Podarcis muralis (Common wall lizard), 6576 nucleotides long. It is a transcript of the gene PDLIM5, whose product is annotated as PDZ and LIM domain 5. The record is from RefSeq and is a predicted model, not a curated record. NCBI's taxonomy places the organism in Eukaryota, Metazoa, Chordata, Lepidosauria, Squamata, Lacertidae. Gene Ontology annotation, biological process: muscle structure development; actin cytoskeleton organization; heart development. Gene Ontology annotation, cellular component: adherens junction; filamentous actin; stress fiber. Gene Ontology annotation, molecular function: muscle alpha-actinin binding; actin binding.
GUUCAGCUAGUUCUGCUGGAGCUCGGCUUCCCUGCGCCGGGUCCCGGUCUCCCCGCCCCCCUCCGGGCGUCGCGCGUCUCGCGGCUUCCCUCCCCUCUCAGCUGGAGAGAGAGCUUCGCCGUCCCUCCUGAGCCGGGGAGGGGAGGAGCGACGCGAAAAGGGGCGGAAGUGCAAACAAGAGCCCGAGGAGAGCGAGCGAGCUUCGGCUUGCCGUCUGCUCUCACACGCUCGCGAGUUUGCUGGGAGCGCCUGCGCGUCGUCGGUGUGCUGCUGCUGCUGCUGCUGCUGCCUGUGCGCCCUGAACUCCGCGCGCCUCGGAAGCAUUCAUUCUCUGGAAUUAGACCUUGACUUCCAGACGCCAUGAACAACUACAGCGUUUCUUUGGUUGGUCCAGCCCCCUGGGGUUUCAGGCUUCAAGGUGGCAAAGACUUCAACAUGCCUCUGACCAUCUCUCGGUUGAGUGAUGGAGGCAAAGCGGCUAAUGCAAACGUGGGAAUAGGUGACGUUGUUCUCAGUAUCGAUGGGAUAAGUGCCGAUGGCAUGACUCACCUGGAAGCACAAAACAAGAUCAAGACCUGUUCAGGCAAACUGACUAUGAAUCUGCAAAGAGCACCUUCUGCUCCGAAACCUGAUCCCAUACCUGUGCAACAGGUAGAGCCUAAGGAACUAGUUAAGCCUGUGCCCAUUCCGUCCGCAGUCGUGCCCAAAGUUUCAUCCACAGCCAACAUAGCCUUCAAUAAGGCCCCAAGACCCUUUGGGUCUAUGUCAGCUUCCAAGAUCACGUCCAUUCCAUCGCCAUCAUCUGCCUUCACUCCAGCUCAUGCAAGUUUUUCAUCACAUGCUUCCCCUACACCACUGGCCAAUGUCACGCCUCCCACUGCAUUCACCGCCUCCGGACUGCAUGCUAACGCCAAGUCUAACGCUGACCAGCGUUCACCUGAGCUGAGCGCUGCUAAACCUGCAGUUAAUACCCCAUGGCAGCCCACACACAAUGCAUCCUUGAACACCUCUUUCAACGACAAUGCCCAGGAGGUGGCAGAGGGACAGCGAAGAGGAUUCAGAGAGAACCAGGGUGACAGUAAAGAGCAAAAUGGUCCACCUCGGAAGCAUGUUGUGUAUACAAAUACAGAGUUUUACCACCCACCCACUCACAGCAACAACAGCAAGAAACGAUUGAUUGAGGAUACUGAGGAUUGGCAUCCAAGGACAGGAACUACCCAAUCACGUUCUUUCCGCAUCCUUGCACAGAUCACUGGCACUGAACACAUGAAAGAACCAGAACCUGAUAAUUCAAAGAAAGCAAAGGCAAGUCAAACAGGAAAUGGAGAUUUGAGCAUAUCUACAGAACUAACUAAUGGAUUGGAAACCCAGCAUUCCCAUACAGUAGCUACCCAGACCUGCGAAAUACCUGAUGUGUCAGAACAACCACCGUUGCCAGCUCAAAGGGCAGAAGCAACUUCAAGUACUUCUGUGGUAACAGAUCCAGCUCUUAUCACUAUUUCUUCAACCAAUCUUCCUGGUCCUAAUCUUUCUAUUACAUCUCACAAGAGAGAACUUUUUUUCAACAAUCCAUUGGAGGCCUUGCCCAAGUGUGCACCAUAUCCACCUGCUACUGUUCAUAUUUUAAGUGAUAGCAGCCAAGUAGCCAUUGUGUCCAAAACGGCAUCAACCUACACUAGGUCAAGUAGGAUAAAAACUGGUUCUCCAGAGCUUGCCCCAGCUCCUGCAAGGUUGGGUGCAAAUGAAGCUGAUAAUAAAAGGAGCCUACCCCUGACUAGCACAGUGGCAACUCAGACAUUUGAGACCCUCAUGUCUCCAAUUGCUCCAGAGGGAUCUACUUUGACAGUCCAGACUGGGAAAUCUGCACUGGUGCCCCCUCUUCCUGGCAGCUUCUACCCUAUGAAAGAGCCACUGGAAAAUCUACUGGGAAGUAAUGUAACGUUUGCUCCCAUCCCCUCUACUUUACUUCCAAAGGUGGACUCGUCACAAGUUAAGAGUGCCGCUGCUGCUGUGUCUGCUGCAGUUGCUGUACGGAGACUCUCUGAUCACAGUACCUAUCGUACACUGUUGGAUGCCCUUCUCAUUACUCCUAUUAUCAAACCACCAACUCUGGAAAGUACAAGACCAUCAAGACAAUCAGCAAGUGCUUUCGAGAUGCAAAGAAAGUGGAGACCUGAUUCCCAGGAGCAAACACAAUUUACUGCUUACACUGCUGCCACAGUAAGGAGCAUGCCUGAAACUCCAGAGAACGGCACACGUGGACCAGUUCCUGCCAAUCCAGCAUCUGUGCCAGCUGUCAAGCCGACAGGACCUCAGUAUGCAGUCAAAACCUCAAGCUGGCAAUCUUCUAAUCAGCCAGCAGCUGGAAGUGGAUGGGCAUCAGACAAGAGUGGAAGACCCGGAGCAACUGUGCCAAGUGAAAAAAGUCCAGCAGCACCACCUCUGCCAACAGAUGAAGACACUUUGGUUCAGAUGGCAGAGCAUAUCCCGGCAGGAAAGCGAACUCCAAUGUGUGCUCAUUGCAAUCAAGUAAUUAGAGGGCCUUUCCUGGUGGCCUUGGGAAAAUCUUGGCACCCAGAAGAGUUUAAUUGUGCACACUGCAAAACCUCCAUGGCUUACAUUGGCUUUGUGGAAGAAAAGGGAGCUCUUUACUGUGAGGGCUGCUAUGAGAAGUUCCUUGCCCCUGAAUGUGCCCGAUGCCAGAGGAAGAUACUUGGGGAAGUAAUAAAUGCCUUGAAACAAACCUGGCAUGUUUCCUGCUUUGUGUGUGUGGCUUGUCACAAGCCCAUACGCAACAACGUUUUCCAUUUGGAGGAUGGUGAUCCCUACUGUGAGACAGAUUACUAUGGACUCUUUGGGACCAUGUGCCAUGGCUGUGAAUUCCCCAUUGAAGCUGGGGACAGGUUCCUGGAAGCCUUGGGCCACACUUGGCAUGAUACCUGCUUUGUGUGCUCAGUGUGUUGUGAGAGUUUGGAAGGCCACACUUUUUUCUCCAAGAAGGACAAGCCCCUUUGCAAGAAACAUGCCCACUCUGUGAACAUCUGAAGCUCUGGGGGCUGCUGAAUAAUAGAUAUUGACAGGGAAAUAAAGUUCCUGGGUUUUGGUUUUCAGUAGGCUUACUGAAGUAUUUAUCUAGACUUUUUAAUUGUAGAAGCGGAGAUUGGGGUGGGGAAGGAAUAAAGCUUAUGACUGUUUCAUGUAAUACAACAAGGAGCAUUUAGAGCCCUGCGGAUGUUGCUGGACUCAAAUUCUCAUCAUCCCUGACCAUUGGCCACAUUAGCUGAGAUUGAUGGAACUCAAGUAUGUAUGUUGUGUUAUUAUAUAGCGAUUUUAUGUUGUAACCGCCCUGAGAGUAUAGGGUGGCAUACAAAUUUAAUAAAUAAUAAAAUAACAAUAAGAGCAGGGGAGGGGGCGACAGGUUCCCCACCCCUGAUUUAAAAUGACUUAGAGUAGUACUGUCAGACAAAUGAAGAUGGACACUCUCUCUUAGUGAGAGCAAACCUUUGGGACUUUGUGGGGUGGGCUCUUUCGUUUUUCUUUUUAAGAAAGGGCGAUAUUUUUUCAAUCACACAUUUUGUAGCUCAGCUUGCAUUUGUAUUUAAGUGCCACUAGUGGUAAACUAAAGGUGGGUUUAUUGCUGCUUCCUUAGGUAGGAGAGAGAGGGAGGAGGUCCAGUUAAUCAGUUUAACUGGUAUGUAUCAUAUGCAUUUCAGAAAUAUAACCAACAACAUGAAACUGUUUGGCACAAAAGGGAGUAUUCAUUAUUGUAGGUAAUUAGGAAAUUUGAAACUAAGCAGUGUUAAGCCAAUUCUUUUAGCUCCCACAUUGUAUAAAUAUUUGCCUUUUUGCAUUCAUUUUCUCCCUUAAAAGAUGUGGGGGGAAGAGUUAACAUGUUAUUAACCAAUUAAUGAGACACUUGGCCAUGCAGAGUAUAACUUGUAUGAGUGCAGAGGAAGAACAUGCAACUUACCUGCUCUUAAAAUGUCAUAAAUAUUUCUAGAAAAUGACUGAUGAAUAUUGGGGUGGGGUAAGUCUGAUUUGGGUUACGUUAGAUCACAUCUUAUACUUUCUUGUAUAUAAUUUUACUUUAUUGUGUGCACAUAUUUAUUUAUUGUGUGCACUUCUUUGGUGUAACAGAAAAGGGAAGGGUGAGGUAUGAAACAAUGUCAGCUUUCUUAGAUGCAAUACUCUCACUGCACUAGAGCAUAGUAAAUCAAAUAAAAAUAAACAUAAUAUUUUUUGCUGUGGUGUUAGGACAUUGUGAAUUAUAUAGAUUUACCAUUUUAACACAGGUGCUUGCUUGCUUGCUUGCCAUAAUUUGUAAAUAGAUUCAUAAAUUAGUUGACGUUCUUUCUACGCAUGUCAAUCCCUCUGGUUUCUCCAGAGUUAGGAAGAUGAUUUUGUAAUGAAAUGCAAAGCAAAGUAUUUAUCACUUUGAAAGUGGAAAGAAGGGAAAUAAUUUUUACUGUGAUGCAAAAGUAGCACCAUCCAGAUGUUGUUACACUACAGUUGCCAUCAUUCUCACAUUUGGGAUAGCUGGCUGGAGCUGAUAGGUAUUUGAGUCCAACAACUUCAGGAAGAUUACAAAUUCCCCAUACUUGUUUACUAAAGCAUAUCCUACUAUAAGAGGAGCUGGGAAAUUCCAAUAAGGGCAAACAAUUAGUCUGCAACCUCUGAGUAACUUUUAGUCAUCCAAACAAGACUAAUAAGUGUGUGAAUAUGCACAUACAUUUUAUGUGUUCCGUUGAAAGAAUAAGUUGGCUUCUGUGGAAUCUACAUAGAAGAUUAAUGGGCCAUGCUACCAAACUGGGGUGUGUGGUUUUUUAAUUAAAGUAAAAGUAAAUCAAUCCUUUCCAGCUGAUCAUAGGAGCCAGUUUAGCUGUGCUUGCCUUGGUUUUCAGUCACUUCUGAAGAAUGACUACAAAACAAAGAACUGUUGCUUUGAAUUAUGAAAUGCUUUGUCACAUUGUGUGACUUCACAGACUGGACUGUGGGGCAUGAAAUAUUCCACUUCCAGCUUUAUUCACUCCAGUGAAGUGGUAUAUAAAGUUUAUGUAUUCUAGCUUUUAAACUUCAGAAGCAUAGAAUGAAUGUGGUUUUUAAGCUAUUUGGCCAACGUUGACUUGUAAGUGGCCACAUGCCAGUUUAUACUUGGACACCUGGCUUCCACUCCCCUAGUCAAAAAUGGUGACUCAUGAUUCUCUCAGCUACAUGUUAGGCUAUGUUGUUGUGCCAUGGCAAAUCCUGCUCAGUGUCCCAUGCCCUGGAAGCACGCAUGUUGCAGAUUCUCACAUAGGAUGAGGAAAUUGAACCCCUUGUUUUGGUUCAUGUGCACAUUAUUGAUUGUUCUGUCCUUGCUACAUGGCAGGACAGUUUAGCUGGCUGGACCAAGUGGCUGCAUACCCCACCUGGUUAAUAGUUGUUUGUGUUAAACUGGUUUCUGUUAUAAACAAAUAGAAACAAAGGGUUAUAGCCAACAUUAGUUGUACUGAGCUCAGGCCCACUGAAAUAAAAAGACAUGACUAACUUAGGUUCUUGCAUUGCGGGGUCCCUUCCAACUUAUUCCAGUAGGUCUGUUCUAGAACUUAAGUUGGAUACAGUCCUUAAAGCAUGGCUCAUUAUUAACCUGGGAUCUAGUAAGCUCUGCCAAGCACUUACGACCACCCAAAAAUAUAAAUAUACUCAAGAGACAAGUAAAGUCCAUGGGAAUUAAAGUUAUAUUUCCUACCAUACUUUUAAUAGCAGUGACCAAGGUUUUUGCAGUGCACUUUAAUUCAGUAUCUCUCACAAGCUACUUUUUUGGUGAUGAAAUUCUUCUAUAAAUACAUAUAUGAUUCUUUUAAGCUUUACUUCUAAACUCUUUUAGAUGUGUCGUUUUCUUCAUUCUCUACACAUAUAUGAUGUGGCAAAGUUCACGACCUGGCAAUUGGCUGGGAAACUUACAAGUUGAAAAAUAAUAUUCAAAACGGCUUAGUGGACAAUGCCAAGAAUUUAUCAAGCAGUUCCACCAAGUGGUAGUCUCCAAAUGUACCAGUAGCUAACAACAACAACAACAACGUAAAAUAACAGAGAAAAGGACAUUUGUAUGCAAGUUUAGGAGCACUUCACUUAGAAAAUAGCUUGUUUCAGAAGGCAGAGCUGAAACCCAAACUGUUUAUGAGCAUCAGGCAUUAAGUUAAGUAAAAUCUUAGCUGCGCUAAGAUGUUUUUGCAUAUUGUAAUAAGCCAGUACACAGUUAUCUGCAAACAGAAUAUUUAAAGUUCCAGUAGUAAGAGAGCUAAAGCAAAAUCUGGGACUACUUGCACUUUGGUCUUCUGCAGUAUUUCUCAGAAGUGGGGGAGCAAUGACAUUCAGAAGCAAGACAGAUAGAAACAGCUCUUGGAUUUCCUAGAUCAUUGUGUUCAGCUUUGUUCUGCUCCAGUCAAUGGAUUCUGGUGAUAUGCAUGUUAUGCUUUGCUUUGUUGCUUCUCUCUGUUUUUCUCCCUUUAAACAUGUUGUCUAAAUCCAGUUGUCUUUGGAUCCAGUUGUUACAAAAAGCAAAGUCAGCAACAUGAUGAAUAAAGGCAUGGAAUUACA